CAGGCAGCUCCAACCACUUCUUCCCCGUGAGCGAGCAGGCCGCCAAAGGUGUGCUGUGGGUGUCAUGGUGCGGAACGUGGACGACCUGGAUUUCCACCUGCCCUCGCACGCACAGGACAUGCUGGAUGGCCUGCAGCGGCUGCGUUCGCAGCCCAAGCUGGCCGACGUCACGCUGCUGGUAGGCGGCCGGGAGCUGCCGUGCCACCGCGGCCUUCUGGCGCUGAGCAGCCCCUACUUCCAUGCCAUGUUUGCAGGCGACUUCGCCGAGAGCUUCUCGGCACGUGUGGAGCUGCGGGAUGUGGAGCCGGCCACGGUGGGGCAGCUGGUGGACUUCGUGUACACGGGCCGGCUGACCAUCACGCAGGGUAACGUGGAGGCACUGACACGCACAGCCGCGCGCCUUCACUUCCCUGCCGUGCAGAAGGUCUGCGGCCGCUACCUGCAGCAGCAGCUGGACGCCGCCAACUGCCUGGGCAUCUGCGAGUUUGGGGAGCAGCAGGGGCUGCUGGGAGUGGCUGCCAAGGCCUGGGCCUUUCUGCGGGAGAACUUUGAGGCUGUGGCGCGUGAGGAUGAGUUCCUGCAGCUGCCUCGGGACCGGCUGGCCACCUGUCUGGCCAGUGACCUGCUGCAGGUGCAGCCGGAGCAGAGCCGACUCCAGGCCCUGCUGCGCUGGGUGCGCCAUGACCCACAGGCCCGGGCCUCCCACCUGCCCGAGCUGCUCGCCCUGGUGCACCUGGAUGCCGUACCCAGGCCCUGCGUGCAGCAGCUGCUGGCCACGGAGCCUCUCAUCCAGGAGUCAGAGGCAUGCCGGGCGGCUCUGUCCCAGGGCCAUGGGGAGGUACUGCCCGCCCUCCCACAGAAGCUGGAGGAGGUCCUGGUGGUGGUGGGCGGGCGGGCACUGGAGGAAGAGGAGGCGGCCGAGGAACCCAACCUCUGCCUCGGGAACUUUGCCUUCUACAACACUAAGGCCAAGAGGUGGAUGGCGCUCCCAGACUUCCCGGACUACCACAAGUGGGGUUUCUCCCUGGCGGCCUUGAACAAUGACAUCUAUGUCACAGGUGGAUCGCGGGGCACCAAGACGGACACCUGGUCAACCACCCAGGCCUGGUGCUUCCCGCUGAAGGAGGCUGCCUGGAAGCCCGUGGCAUCCAUGCUGAAGGCCCGUACCAACCACGCCAGCGCUGCACUCAACGGGGAGAUCUACGCCAUUGGCGGCACCACCCUGGAUGUGGUGGAGGUGGAGAGCUAUGACCCCUACACGGACAGCUGGACGCCAAUCAGCCCAGCUCUCAAAUAUGUCAGCAACUUCUCAGCCGCCGGCUGCCAGGGCCGGCUCUACCUGGUGGGCUCCAGCGCCUCCAAGUACAACGCUCUGGCCCUGCAGUGCUACAACCCUGUCACAGAUGCAUGGAGUGUGAUCGCCUCGCCCUUCCUGCCCAAGUACCUGUCCUCGCCACGCUGUGCCGCGCUGCAUGGGGCGCUCUACCUUAUCGGGGACAACACCAAGAAGGUCUAUGUGUACGACCCCGGGGCUAACCUCUGGCAGAAGGUGCAGUCCCAGCACAGUCUGCACGAGAAUGGCGCCCUGGUGCCACUGGGGGAUGCAUUGUACGUGACAGGCGGCCGCUGGCAGGGCAUGGACGGUGACUAUCAUGUGGAGAUGGAGGCCUACAACACUGUGCGUGAUGCCUGGACCCGCCAUGGCGCCCUGCCCCGCCUUUGGCUCUACCACGGGGCUUCUGCAGUCUUUCUAGACGUCUCCAAGUGGACCCAGCCCUUCAGCCCUGCCCAGGAGCCCUAAGGCAGGGAGGGCAUCCCGAGGAAGGGGAUCCCCAGAGCAGCUCUUUAUCACCCCUGUGGACUGGCCUUUUAUUUUUGCUUGUUUGUUCCCUCGGAGCUGCU
Molecule: messenger RNA, 1902 nt
Organism: Carlito syrichta (Philippine tarsier)
Lineage: Eukaryota; Metazoa; Chordata; Mammalia; Primates; Tarsiidae
Gene: KLHL30
Product: kelch like family member 30
Exons: 7
Coding region: 65-1801 (578 amino acids)
Molecular function (GO): protein binding
Source: RefSeq, a predicted model, not a curated record